AUGGCUCUUGUCGCCCAAAGCGCAACCUUCAUCCAUCAGUAUCUCUCUUCAUUUCUUCUCUCCAAGCCCCGUAAAUCCCCCCAAGCGCUGAAGCUAGGGAUUCUAUCAUCAGCGCAGAUCAACGCCGUUGCAGUUAUCCAUCCCGUGGAAACACACCCGGAUGUAAUAUUAUACGCUAUUGCAUCUCGCAAUGCUGCGACUGCCGCUCAGGCAGCAAAACAGUACAACAUCACCAAAUCCUACGGGUCGUACCAGGAUCUCUUGGAUGACCCUGCUGUGGAUAUUGUAUACGUGUCAACCCCCAACGGCCAGCAUUAUGAAUGGACUUCCAAGGCCCUGCAGGCUGGAAAGCAUGUGCUGUGUGAGAAGCCGUUCACAUCGAACGCAGAUGAAGCAAAGGGCCUAGUGAGCCUAGCAAAAGAGAAGGGAUUGACUCUUGAAGAAGCAUUCCACUGGCAAUUCCACCCUGCAGCACAUGCAUGGCGGCAUAUCCUAGAGUCCGGCCAGCAUGGAAGAAUCCUGCGGACGAAGGCCGUGAUGACUGCUAGUCCCGGUGUACCAAAGGGAGAUAUCCGAUGGCAGUAUGAUCUAGGUGGUGGCUCCGCCAUGGACAUGACGUAUGCCUUAUCAUUUACUCGUUACGCUCUCCGCGCACGGCACCCUAAAGCCAUCAACUCUGUUACUGUCCGCGUCUCCAGUGAUGAUCCACGCGUCGACGCGGCCAUGUACGCCUAUCUGACCUUCGUCGGACCUCGGGAUACCGAGGUCCAUAGCCAGAUCUAUACCGACAUGGAACGACAGUGGAUUGCCGGCGUUGUGCCACGCUUCUGGGAGUUGCCUUCUAUCGAAGUGGAGACUGAGCGGGCCAUCAUCUUCUUCUACAAUGCGAUGAUGCCACAUCUGUAUCACUACAUCGCUGUCACCGACAAGACAACGGGACAGACGCGUUACCACAAACAAUACAAAGGAGGUCCUUUGUGGGCCAACGUUACGACGACCGGUGGAAAAGGUGGCAGUUCGCAUUGGAGUACUUACCGCUGGCAGCUGGAGGCGUUCGUCGAUGUCGUCAAAGGCAAAACACCCACAUACUGGAUCGCCGGUGAGGAUAGCAUUUGUCAGAUGGAAUGCAUUGAUGCUUUGUAUCAAGCGGCUGGUCUACCACUAUGCGAAAGUCUCCUUGUCGCAUAUAACUUCUUAAAAGCCCGGGGUCCGAAAGACCUAUCCGGUGCUGACCAGGUUGCUGCAAAUAAGAUAUAUGCCUGGGCAAGCGAUGCUGCACUUCCGUCCCCAGUUUAUGCUCAGAUAGAAGAACCAUCGGAUGUAGAACAGAAAGAUGCUAUCUUGGAAGACCAAGUAAGGUCGAAGAUUGCCUUGUCCGUGCUGUCCUUAUUGGCUGAAUCACUCCCAAUAUCCAAAGCCGAGAGUGCGGCAGACGUUGUGAUUGCAUUAGCCAGCUUCUCAUCUACGGAAGAUCCGUGGACACCGCAAGACGCAUUCACAUGUGCCACUACCCUACUGGAUCCUUUCGCUUCAGCAACUGCUACAAACCCAGAAACGAACGCUACCUUCUGGUCCGUAAUCGAAAGGAUCCUCAAGGACAGAAUCAGACCACUCUUCGCAAAGACCAGAAACCCAGCUAUCACCUCCGCAGGACGCAAGAACUUCCACCCGGUCCCAUUACCCCGAUUUGACGCCAGCAUUCUAGACCCAGAAACCAAGCCAUGGAAGAUCCAAGAUAUCUACGCCAUGACCGUCCUCUCCUGGAUAAUCCAGCAAUACAAACCUACCAACCAAACCAAUCUCGAAGCCCACUUCCCCCUGCUCGUCCCCCCAAUCCUAGCCCUAAUCGACGACGACACAACCGCCAUCAAAACACAAGGCUGCGCCCUGCUCAGAAAACUCCUAACCCCCAUCCAAGAAACCCAAUCCCCAAUCCUGCACCGCACAAACCUAACCUCCGUCUUCGAAGACGCCUUAAAACCCUGCCUCCUCUCCCUCCCCACCAUAACCCCCGAACCCGACUCCAUCAGCCUUCUAAAAGAAGCCUACCCAGCCCUGCUCACCCUCCAAAAAACAACCUACACCAACACCCCCUCCUCACAAACCCAAACACAAUCCAACAAACUCGCAACCUACAUAUCCCGUCUCACAACCACCCUCCGCGAAAACCUCAUCCCCUCAUUCCACCACAUAAGCUCCACGAACCCGACGUCUCUAUCACCGGACCUGGCAUCAUUCCCGUAUCCGCGUCUCUCGACGCUGCUUCUGGAGCAGGUGGUGGCUGUCCUGGGAGAGCUGGGGAUCCAUACGACGAAGUUCCUGCGGGAGAUUGUGCCUCUGGUGCAUGAUACGCUGGCGAAUCCGUUUGGAACGGCGUAUCCGCCCUUGCUUUUGGGUGGCGUGGAGGUUGCAAGGGUGGUGGUUUUGAAUGCGCAUCCGCGGGUGUGGAUGUGGCGGGGAGAGAUAUUGGGUGCGGUGUGCGCGUGCUGGCUUCAUGUUUGUGAGGAGGAGAGGGAGAUUGUGGAUCGGGGUAAAAGGGGUGGAUUGUCUGGGAGUGAGGGCGCGGGUAUGGAGAGGAUUAAGAAGGAGUUGAGGGGUGUGGUUUAUUUGCUGAAGUUCGCUUUGCGGCAUUCGAUUCAAGAAGACGGUGGGGAGGAUCAGUUGGAGGCGAAGGAGAAUCUGGAAAAGGAAUUGCAAGAGUUGGUUGAUGCGGAGGAGAGUUUACGUGGUCUUUUGUUGGAGGAGAUUGAUGCUAAUGAUGGGGGCUUUUUUGGGGAGGCGUAG
Molecule: messenger RNA, 2784 nt
Organism: Aspergillus nomiae NRRL 13137
Lineage: Eukaryota; Fungi; Ascomycota; Eurotiomycetes; Eurotiales; Aspergillaceae
Exons: 7
Coding region: 1-2784 (927 amino acids)
Molecular function (GO): nucleotide binding
Source: RefSeq, a predicted model, not a curated record